GGUUACGUCACUUCCGCGUAUGAGAUUGUAAUAUGUGUAGGAUUCAGAUUGCCGCCGCCACUUCUCCGGUUUCUUUCAAGCAACAGUGCUGUUUUUCUCGAGGAGGAGGAGGAGGUCUCCAUAAAGAAAUACACUUUGAGUAAACAGCAAUGAAGACCCUGGUGGUGCUGGACUUUGACCAUACGGUGAUAGAUGACAACAGCGACACGUGGGUCAUUAAGUGUACGCCUGAGCAGGCUUUGCCAUACGGGCUACAAAACACAUAUGAAAUGGGAAAAUGGACGGAAUACAUGGGGAGAGUCUUUUCGUAUAUAGGAGACCUGGGGAUCAAAGAAGACGCAAUUAGGAGCGUAAUGGAAACGGUACCUUAUACAGAUGGAAUGAUCGAGCUCCUGCGUUUCAUCAGUGAAAACAAAGAAGCACUUGACUGCAUCAUCAUUUCAGAUGCCAAUACUCUUUUUAUUGAAUGGAUUUUGCAUGCUGCCGAUAUGCAUUGUGCUAUAGACAAAAUAUUUACCAAUCCUGCAUCUUUUGAUGAUAGAGGUUACCUUACUGUUGGGUGCUUUCAUUCACACAGCUGCACACAAUGCCCUGUUAACCUCUGCAAAAGGAAAGUCUUACAAAGCUUUAUUGAGAGGCAGUUAACAGACGGUGUAAAAUACCAGCGGGUUAUUUAUGUUGGGGAUGGUAGAAAUGAUUUUUGUCCCACUAAUUGUCUAAAACAGUGUGAUGUUGUUAUGCCCAGAAAGGGAUUUGCACUGGAUAAAAUCAUUUCAGAGGUAAAUUUAAAAAAUUGUGAAUCCCUCAACCCGCGGGUUGUGCCAUGGACGUCAGGUGCAGAUAUUAUCCAUGUUAUUAACUCGCAGUAGCAAAGUGCACUUUUAUCAAAUGGAGAAUAUUUAUUCAAGUACAUAUUACCACUUAUUUUAUGAAAAAAAAAAAAAUCUAUUCAAACAAAUGUAUUUGACCACUGUUUGCCACUCAAUCAACUACACUUAUUUAUCGUAAAGUAAAUUCAUUUUAAUGUCAAGUGACCUAAAGAGAACACAUUUUUGUAAAUGUCACUGUGUAUUUACACCAAGUGAAACUUCACAUGAAGGUUGUAUGUGACAGACAAACUGUAUAAGUGUAUGUAUUUCUGACAGUUCUCCAGUUUAGUACUCUUACUGGGCCACAACUAAUUUUUUAACUAGUCGCAUAAAUCAUGCUUAUUUAAAUAGUGUAUAACUUUAUUAUUUAUAAGAAGUGGCCAUUUUGGUGCUGCAUGUUUUCAAUAUGUCGUUGUGUAAGAUUUUUUUCUGUCAAAUAGCUGUCUGAUUUAUACUUUAUUAGACAGUUAUAAAUUGGCAGAUGACCCCCUAAUUAUUUACUAUUUCUGGAAUAAGGUUGGAGAGCCAAUAUAGCUAGGACAGUUGAAGAGCUGCUGAACUUCGAUUAUGGCGUUGAAGUCUGACUACUAUAGUGAUACUAAGACUCAUCAGUGAGGUGAUUCAGUAACAAUUUUGGUGCUAACUACAUUUUCUAAUGGUCUAUAAGUAGUUAAUGUUAGGCAAACCACAUUUUUGUAUUUGGAAGUUAACUGAAAUAUGUUUGUUAGGAAUGGAAGUAUAUUUAUAAUGGAAAAAUCAUGAACUUAAACAACUAUUACUUUUUAACCAAAUAAGUUGUGUGAAUUGAAGUGGUUACAAUAAUGUAAUAUUGUGUGUUCCGCAAGUUUCUAAAUACAUUACCAAAAACCGAA
Messenger RNA from Polypterus senegalus (gray bichir), 1741 nucleotides. It is a transcript of the gene phospho2, whose product is annotated as phosphatase, orphan 2. The record is from RefSeq and is a predicted model, not a curated record. The transcript is spliced from 2 exons. Lineage: Eukaryota; Metazoa; Chordata; Cladistia; Polypteriformes; Polypteridae. Gene Ontology annotation, molecular function: phosphatase activity. Bases 150 to 869 code for a protein of 239 amino acids.